GGACAGAUCUGAGAGGGGAGGAGUCGGACACACAGCGAGUUUAGGACGGACUGAAGGGCAAAGGAGCAGCAAGGAGAAGAAAACACAACUAGACUGGAGCUUUCUAGAAGAAAAAAAAAAGAGGGUUUCAAAGAAUAUUGAUUACUGCCUACCUGAAGAAAAAUGUCGGUGUCCCUGGCUGCUCGCCGGGUGCUCGCUGCGGCGUCACACUCCAGCCACGAAGGAGGAGGAGCCAAGACCUGGAAGAUCCUGUCCUUUGUUCUGGCCCUGCCCGGAGUGGCCGUCUGCAUUGCCAACGUCUACCUGAAGAUGCAGGCGCACUCCCACACCGCGCCGGAAUUUGUGCCUUACCCUCACCUGCGUAUCCGCACCAAGAAGUUCCCCUGGGGUGACGGAAACCACUCGCUGUUCCACAACCCUCACGCCAACGCUCUGCCCGGCGGCUUCGAGGAGUCCCACCACUGAGGGGCCGGGCUCCUCGGUCUGCAGCGGCUCAACUCAAGUGAACGAGGGGCCACCUGGACAGGAAUUAAAAAACAACAACAAAAAAAACCCACUUUGUGCCGUGUUGUGAUCAGUCAUUUGUUUUCACCCGACCGGAUCCACUGCACCGAUAGGAGCUCUAAAUAUGCGGCUUAGGUUCUGCGAUGUAGAGCGCUGCAGAGGAAGUAAGAUAUUUUACACGUUGUGUUGAGUCAGAUAAUCUUCUCGCAAUAAAAUCCCACUUUUAUGAGUUUUCAGGUGUGAAUAAAAAUUGUCCCGAAGCGUUAAAACUUC
Pungitius pungitius (ninespine stickleback) is the source of this 777-nucleotide messenger RNA. RefSeq names its product cytochrome c oxidase subunit 6A, mitochondrial. The transcript is spliced from 4 exons. The record is from RefSeq and is a predicted model, not a curated record. The coding region runs from base 163 to 465 and encodes 100 amino acids. NCBI's taxonomy places the organism in Eukaryota, Metazoa, Chordata, Actinopteri, Perciformes, Gasterosteidae. Gene Ontology annotation, biological process: mitochondrial electron transport, cytochrome c to oxygen. Gene Ontology annotation, cellular component: mitochondrial inner membrane. Gene Ontology annotation, molecular function: enzyme regulator activity.